CUAAAAUCUUUGUCGGAACAAGAAAAAAAAGAAAGUCGAAAAAAAAAACAGUGAAAAUGGUAAGCAAAAAUCUUACGACGACGUUGCUCCUCUUCACCACCUUUCUCUUCAUUUCCGGAUCAAUCUCAGCCGUUCACUCCUCUCCACGACUUAACGCAACGACCAAAGAUCUAGAGUUCGUCCGAACAAGCUGCAACGUCACUCAAUAUCCAGACCUCUGCUUCAAGUCUCUCGCGGGCUACGCCUCCACCGUUCAUGAAAACCCGGCGAGGCUAACCAAAAUCUCAGUCGAUGUUGCGAUUUUAAAAGCUAAAUCAACGGUUGUGUUUCUUUCCAGACUCUCGCGGUCCGCACCCGAAGUCAAAAACUGUGUUUCUUACGUAAGAUACGCAUUAGACUCAAUGAGAAAUGAUUGUCUCCCAAUACUACGAAACAUUAUACGUGGAGGCGGCGUCGCGGCGGCUCCGUCACCGGCUGCUCCCCCGUCCUCGGAGGUGUUUAGUAAUCAGAUGGAUGACGUGAUUACGUAUAUGAGUACAGUGAUUACGUUUGAGGAAACGUGUACGGACGAAUAUGAAGAUGAAGAAGGAAAGGUCAAGACUGUUGUUUGUGAUCGGGUGAACAAACUGAAAAUGUUUUCUAGUAUUGCUCUUUCCCUUGCGAACAGUUUAGCCAAGAAUGGAUCUUCUCCAUGAGAUUAGAUUAUGAAUAUUUUUAAUUUUUAAUUUUAUCGGUUCGUCGGAUAAUUUGUUCUUAUAUUUUUUAAGGUUUCUUUUGAUAAAUUAAUAUAUUAUCGGUUUUAAUAUUAAAAUUGUCAUUGUUGUGUGUAAAA
Molecule: messenger RNA, 832 nt
Organism: Brassica oleracea var. oleracea
Lineage: Eukaryota; Viridiplantae; Streptophyta; Magnoliopsida; Brassicales; Brassicaceae
Product: 21 kDa protein-like
Exons: 1
Coding region: 57-695 (212 amino acids)
Biological process (GO): negative regulation of catalytic activity
Molecular function (GO): enzyme inhibitor activity
Source: RefSeq, a predicted model, not a curated record